This is a messenger RNA of Mytilinidion resinicola, 472 nucleotides long. RefSeq lists its product as uncharacterized. The transcript has a single exon. Bases 141 to 431 code for a protein of 96 amino acids. Lineage: Eukaryota; Fungi; Ascomycota; Dothideomycetes; Mytilinidiales; Mytilinidiaceae. The record is from RefSeq and is a predicted model, not a curated record.
UCUUGAGGGUGGUCAGAUUCCGCUCAGGGAUAUACGUAGCCUGAUAUUUCGGUCACGAUCUCACGUCCAUCUGACCUCCCAUAUGCAGGAACCAUCUGCCACAGGAUCUACGUACAGGAUUGUUUCAGCCAUAUAACCCCAUGCUAUUUUUAUUUUUCUCUCGAGUCGUUUUCGCCAGUCUUCUUCCCUGCAAACCUCUGCUCCGUCUCCCACACCCAUUUCCCCUUCUCGUACCUCCACAACCCCAGCCCUACGCUCCACCCCUGUGCCCCUUCCCACGCCUCUACCUCUUCAUAUGCCUCCCCCACCCGCCCCUCCUCGUCCACCUUGUUCAUCACCGUCCAAUGCGGCCUCCAUCCGCCGCGGUCCUGCUCGCUCAGCCCAUCCAGCCAAGCCUCUCUGAGCUCUUUAUGAAUCCGUCUCAACUCUAAUCCUCCACGUGCUACGCCUAUACCAACACCACGACGCAUGC